AUGUCGGACUCAACGCCCCUGCCGAUCCUCUACGCCAACGACACGCCCUCCGCAGAGUACUCCGCCGCCGUCUGGGGCCGCGUCUUCAACGCCCGGCGCGACUUUGCCCGCCGGCCCGCGGCCGUCGUGCAGGCCACGCGCAAGGCCCACAUCGUCGAGGCCGUCCGGCUCGCCGCCGAGCGCGGCUGGCGCGUGAGCGUGCGGUCCGGCGGCCACUCGUGGGCCGCGUGGUCCGUCCGCGACGAGGCGCUCCUGUUGGACCUGGGCGGCUUCGGCGCGGCGGUCGGCGGGGACGAGGGCAUCGCGUACGACCCCGCGACCGGGAUCGUCAGCGUCGCGCCCUCGAGGACGGGCCGGCAGGUGAACGGGUUCCUUGCGGGGCAGAUUGGCGGGCCCGGGAACGAGAGCGAGGGCGUCGGGAGGUGGUUUCCGGGCGGGCACUGCCCCGACGUCGGGCUGGGCGGGUUCCUGCUACAGGGCGGGAUGGGGUGGAAUUGCAAGAACUGGGGCUGGGCGUGCGAGAACGUUGUCGCCAUUGACGUCGUCACGGCCGAUGCGCGGGAGCUCCGGUGCUCCGAGAUGGAGAACGCCGACCUUUUUUGGGCCGCGCGCGGCGCCGGGCCGGGCUUCCCCGCCAUCGUCACCCGCUUCCACCUCCGCACCCGCCCGCUGACGGGCAUGUUCCAGUCGCUCUACUUCUACCCGCUCGACCGCUUCGAGGAGAUUCUGAACUGGGUGAUCAAGGUCUGCCCCACGGCCGCCCCAGAACUCGAAAUCGUCAUGCUCGCCCUCACGCCGCCGGGCGCGACGGCGCCGCAAAUCAUGGCAAACUUCCUCUCCUUGUCGCCCGACCCGGAGCUCCUGGCCCCCGUGCACGCCUCGCACCCGCCCGACCCGCUGGCCACCGUCGUCGCGACGCCGACCUCGCUGCCGCUGCAGUACGUCGACCAGGACGCCGCGAACCCGCCGGCGCACCGGUACAUCUCGGAGAACGCGUACGUGGCCAACGACGCCGACGUCCCCGCGGUGCUGAAGAAGGCCUUUACGGAGCUGCCGACGCCGCAGUCCUUUGCGCUGUACUUUUCCAUGAACCCGUGCUCGCGGCGGCAGCAGCGGCAGCAGCGGCAGCAGCAGGCUGGCGGCGGCGGCGGCGGGGGCAUGCCCGACAUGGCGCUGAGCAUGCAGUCGGACCACUACUUUGCGCUGUACACGGUCUACCCGGACGCCGCGGACGACGAGCGGUGCCAGGGGUGGGUGAGCGACGUCAUGGCCGGCGUCGAGAGGCACUCGGUCGGCAGCUACCUCGGCGACGCGGACUUCCGGUACCGGCGGACCAAGUUCUGGGGCGCGGAGCAGGGGGCGCGGCUGAUGGAGGUGAGGCGGAAGUGGGACCCCACGGGACGGAUCGCCGGGUUCCUGGACCCGGAGGAUAAGAGCCGUGCGGAGGGGUUGAAGAACGAGUUUGAGUGGGAGUGA
Colletotrichum spaethianum is the source of this 1476-nucleotide messenger RNA. Its product is annotated as 6-hydroxy-D-nicotine oxidase. Gene Ontology annotation, molecular function: FAD binding. Lineage: Eukaryota; Fungi; Ascomycota; Sordariomycetes; Glomerellales; Glomerellaceae. The record is from RefSeq and is a predicted model, not a curated record. The transcript has 4 exons. Bases 1 to 1476 code for a protein of 491 amino acids.